Messenger RNA from Annulohypoxylon maeteangense, 609 nucleotides. RefSeq lists its product as uncharacterized. Lineage: Eukaryota; Fungi; Ascomycota; Sordariomycetes; Xylariales; Hypoxylaceae. The coding region runs from base 1 to 609 and encodes 202 amino acids. The transcript has a single exon. The record is from RefSeq and is a predicted model, not a curated record.
AUGGCACUCUCAUCAAUAGGCCAUCUCCUUUCCUUCACCAUCACACUCUACUUCAUAUCAAGACUUCCUAAUCUACAACAACUCAAGACUAAAUUCAUUGCAAUUCAGAACUACUGUACAGGAACUAACCUAGCUACAAUGGCGUCUUCUAACCAAACUGUGCCAAAGUUGUCGGAGGACCUCUUGCUGAUGAUUGCUGCGCAGCUCACAGACCCAGGUGACUACUAUCGUCUCGCUCGCACGAGCAAGACCAUGAUGAACAAGAUGGACCUACCUCGCAUGGUCUUAGUCCUUGAAGCCAAGGCGCUCCGCGAUUACAUCUUGCCACACCCUAGGGGACUACAUAGGAGACUUCAAUUACUUACCUAUCCACAUAGAUCCGUCAUGGACUGGGCACUUCGCGAGGGGCGACCUAUGAACAUUCUAUGGAACAUCAUCCAGAACUAUCUCGCAUACGCCCCCGACGUAAUUUAUGGAAACGAGGAACUGGGGCUUCGGCCAGCAUGGACUUACUGCAUUAGAUACAACAACUGGGAGGCUUUGCAUUUGUUUAAGAAAUACGGUCUCACGCCAUUAGACGCCGAUCCCGCUCAAGUUAUGGUAUCUUAA